Molecule: messenger RNA, 424 nt
Organism: Aricia agestis (brown argus)
Lineage: Eukaryota; Metazoa; Arthropoda; Insecta; Lepidoptera; Lycaenidae
Exons: 2
Coding region: 75-341 (88 amino acids)
Source: RefSeq, a predicted model, not a curated record
UAUCGGUGUCCUUUUGCCGGUAUAUAAAGUCCUUGAAUUUGAAUUUGGCAAGUUUGUUUGUUACGACCUCCAAAAUGAAAGUUUGGGUAGUUCUUCUUGCGGUCUUCGUCACCUUCCAGCUCAUCGCAGGUUACCCCAAAGGCAAGGCUCACCUAGCCCUGGAGCAGCUGAUGAAGAACAAGCUGCACAAGCCAUGGCACACCACUGACAAGCCCCAGGAGUACCCCAGGAAAGGGGAGUACCCCUGCAAGGCCGGGAUCUGUAAGACCAAGCACUCGAGCUACCAGGAUCUCCAAGAACCAGUACCAUUGGAUGUGAAUUGGGAUUAUGUUAAGCAGUGAAAGAUGUUAGUGACUAUGGGGGUUAAAGCUUUAUGCUCUAAAAGAGGCUAGAACACUUGUAAAUUACCAUACGAAUAAUUGAU